AUGGGAAAUCUUGUCAACUUGCAUUAUCUUGAUAUCAGAGGUGCGAACUCAAUAGAAAGGAUUCCUUUUAGAAUUGAUAAGCUAACGAAUCUUCAAAGUUUAACUGAUUUUAUAAUAGGGGAAGGUGAUGGUAGUUAUAUUAGAGGUUUGAAAUAUUUGUCAAACCUCGAAGGUGAUUUCCGUCUUUCUGGGUUGGAGAAUGUUAAUGGUGAAGAUGCAGGGGAAAGCAAGUUAUAUGAGAAGCAGGGGAUUGAUCGACUGGUAUUGCAUUGGAGGAAAAAGUUUGAAAAUGCUUCAAGGAAUAAAGAAGUUGAAGAAUGGGUGUUGGACUCUCUUUGUCCUCCAAAAAAGCUUGAGCAACUCGUCAUUGAGAAUUAUGGUGGUGCAAAAUUCUCUACUUGGAUUGCAGAUCCUUCCUUCAAAAAUAUGUUGUCAUUGGAGCUUCACGACUGUAAAAAUUGCAAAUCUCUACCAUCGAUUGGAAGGUUGUUGUUGUUAAAAGAUCUUUCAAUUAGUGGUUUGGAUCAAGUACACAAGAUUGGUGCUGAGAUGUUUGGAGAAAAUCAAUCAAAUACUUUUGCAUCAUUAGAGUCUCUGCGUUUUGGCAAUAUGCUGAAUUGGGAGGAGUGGGACCUAUGUGAAGAUGAUGAGCAAGUAUCGAAAUUCCCCAGCCUUCGUUUUCUUUCAAUCAGAAAAUGUCCUCUAUUGCUGGGAAGGUUGCCAACCAUCCUUCAAUCCUUGCGGACGCUUGAAAUCUACAACUGUAAGAGACUGGUAGUUUCAAUUUCUUGUUUUCCCUUGCUGCGUAAAAUAUGGGUUGAAGGGUGUGAAGAAUUGGUGGAUGAAGGUUCUUUGUCGGUACAGAAGGAACAGAAGACUAUAAUGGAGAAUGAAGAUCUACGCAAACAGGUUGAGGAAUUGAGACAAAAAAGGAGCUCGAAUAUACUAGAAUUGAAUCCAUUGCUGGAAAGAAGACUUGAACAUUCACCAAAUAAUUCAAAGGCUGAUGAUAAUAAUAGUGCAUCAGAUGAUGACAACCAUCUCUCAGACACUUCCUUGCACUUAGGAUUCCCUGCUUUGGAAGGCUUCAACAGUGAUGUUAUCAGUGUUUAUGAUAGGGCAUUUGGAUCCAUGGAAGAAAAAGAAUGGCUUCAAAGGCUACCUUCAAAGAUGGGAAAUCUUGUCAACUUGCAUUAUCUAAAGAUACAAGGAAAAAAAAAAGUUGAAGAAUGGGUGUUAGACUCGCUUCAUCCUUCGAAAAAGCUUGAACAACUCGUCAUUCAGAAUUAUGGUGGUGCAAAAUUCUCUACUUGGAUUGCAGAUUCUUCCUUCAAGAAUAUGUUGUCAUUGGAGCUUCACAACUGUAAAAAUUGCAAAUCUCUACCAUCGAUUGGAAGGUUGUUGUUGUUAAAAGAUCUUUCAAUUAGCGGUUUGGGUCAAGUACACAAGAUUGGUGCUGAGUUGUUUGGAGAAAAUCAAUCAAAUGCUUUUGCAUCAUUAGAGUUUCUGCGUUUUGGCAAUAUGCUGAAUUGGGAGGAGUGGGACCUAUCUGAAGAUGAUGGGCAAGUAUCGAAAUUCCCCAGCCUUCGUUUUCUUUCAAUCAGAGAAUGUCCUCUAUUGUUGGGAAGGUUGCCAACCAUCCUUCAAUCCUUGCAGAGACUUGAAAUCUAUGAGUGUAAGAGACUGCUAGUUUCAAUUUCAAGUUUUCCCUUGCUGUGUGAAUUAAGCGAUAAAGGGUGUGAAGAAUUGGUGGAUGAAGGUUCUUUGUCUGUACAGAAGGUUACCUCUUUGAAAUACGUGUAUCUUUCAAAUAUUUCAAAGUUUAAUAUUUCAGCAGAGAGGAUAAUGUUGAGAUUUGCAAACUCUGAAACAUUGAACAUCUAUGGUUGGAAGGAGUUGGGAUCUUCAUCGCAAAAUGGGUUAAGCAUAGUUGGGCAUCUUUCAUCGCGAUUAGGAAUUGUCUGCAAUUGGUCUCUUUGGAAACGGAGGAGGAGAUAUUGCAACUUGACAAGAUUCCAGGUGUUGAAUCUCUGGAGAUAA
This is a messenger RNA of Gossypium raimondii (Peruvian cotton), 2040 nucleotides long. RefSeq lists its product as uncharacterized. Bases 1 to 2040 code for a protein of 679 amino acids. Lineage: Eukaryota; Viridiplantae; Streptophyta; Magnoliopsida; Malvales; Malvaceae. The transcript is spliced from 6 exons. The record is from RefSeq and is a predicted model, not a curated record.